AUGGAAUCUAUUACCAAAGUUUCAAUGUCAGUUUGCCCAUUUGUUAGAUCAACUUCAACCCAGGCUUUGCGCCAACUAAGCCAAACUUCUGGUGCAUUGGCUAACCAAGCUCGUCAAUGUCCAAUUGUUGGUAAUGCAAUCAGGGCUAAGGAGAUUUCAAUCAGAUCCUAUUCCUCAGCUACCAAGCCAGUUAGAGCUACUGCUGCUACUGCUUCCACACCGGAGGCUAAUUUUAACGUUUCUCCUUCAUUUGAACUUGGAAGUAAGGAAACCGCAUUUGAUUAUGAUGGGUAUUUAGGAAAUGAAUUGGAAAAGAAAAGAUCUGACAAGUCUUACCGUUACUUCAACAACAUUAAUCGUUUGGCUAAUGAAUUUCCAAAAGCCCAUCGUACUAAAGAAGAGGACAAAGUCACUGUCUGGUGCUCAAAUGAUUAUUUGGGUAUGGGUAAAAAUGAAAACACAUUGAAAGAAAUGAAGCGUGUUUUAGACAAGUACGGUUCUGGUGCAGGAGGUACCAGAAACAUUGCUGGUCAUAAUGCCCACGCUAUCAAGUUAGAAUCUGAAUUGGCAGCAUUGCACAAACAUGAUGCUGCAUUGGUUUUCAGCUCUUGUUUUGUAGCCAACGAUGCCGUCUUAUCAUUAUUGGGACAAAAGAUCAAAGAUUUGGUUAUUUUUUCCGAUGAGUUGAACCACGCUUCAAUGAUUCAAGGUAUUAGAAACUCCCGUGCUAGAAAACAUAUUUUCAAGCACAAUGAUUUAGCUGAUUUGGAAAGCAAAUUAGCUCAAUAUCCAAAAUCUACUCCUAAAUUGAUUGCCUUUGAGUCAGUUUAUUCAAUGUGUGGAUCUAUUGCUCCUAUCGAAGCCAUUUGUGAUUUAGCUGAAAAAUAUGGCGCUUUAACCUUUUUAGAUGAAGUUCAUGCUGUUGGUAUGUAUGGUCCCCACGGUGCUGGUGUUGCUGAGCAUUUGAACUUUGAAGCCCAUUUGAAACUGGGAAUCGAACGCCCAGAAGUCACCACCGUUAUGAGCAGAGUUGACAUGGUUACUGGUACUUUAGGUAAGGCAUAUGGUGUCGUUGGUGGCUAUAUUACUGGUAAGACCAAUUUGAUUGAUUGGUUUAGAUCUUAUGCCCCAGGCUUUAUUUUCACUACUUCUUUACCACCAGCAAUUAUGGCUGGUUGUUCUGCUUCCAUUCGUUAUCAAAGAGCUACUUUGAAAGACCGUAUUUCUCAACAAAAGAACACUAGACUUGUUAAAAGAAAUUUGAACGAAUUGGGUGUCCCAGUUAUUCCAAACCCUUCUCAUAUUGUUCCAGUUUUGGUCGGAAAUGCAGCUGACGCCAAACGUGCUUCAGACUUGUUGUUGAACAAGCACGACAUUUACGUUCAAGCUAUCAACUUCCCUACAGUUCCAAUCGGUGAAGAAAGAUUAAGAAUCACCCCAACCCCAGGUCACGGACCGGAACUUUCCAGACAAUUGGUUGAAGCUAUCGAUUCUGUUUUCACCGAAUUGAAUUUGAACAGAAUCAAUGACUGGAAAAAACUCGGAGGAUUGCUUGGUGUUGGUGUUGAAGGUGCUGCCAAAGUUGACCACAUUUGGACUGACGAACAAUUAGCUUUGACUGAUGCUGAUUUGAACCCAAAUGUCGUUAAUCCAGCCAUUUCUCCUCUUGAUGUUUCAUCAGGUAUUUCUACAUAA
Molecule: messenger RNA, 1695 nt
Organism: Candida dubliniensis CD36
Lineage: Eukaryota; Fungi; Ascomycota; Pichiomycetes; Serinales; Debaryomycetaceae
Gene: HEM1
Product: 5-aminolevulinate synthase
Exons: 1
Coding region: 1-1695 (564 amino acids)
Biological process (GO): heme biosynthetic process
Cellular component (GO): mitochondrion
Molecular function (GO): pyridoxal phosphate binding; 5-aminolevulinate synthase activity
Source: RefSeq, a predicted model, not a curated record